UCUAAAGAAAAAGGUUCGCAUCGAUUUAUGUUUCUGAAUACCAAAAAAAAAAAAUGCAAAAGGACAAAACGCUCUUAUUUUUUGCUUAACUUCUCAUAACGAUGAUUCAUUAAUUCAGAUUAAUAUAAAUAGACUUUAAUAAUUACUUUUGGUUUUGGUGUUUAGUGUAUUUAUGGUACCGUGUGUUUAUUGAGAUGAGCAGUGAUCUCUACUUGCACAUGGCCUCCAUGUCCCUGUUCCCAUAUGCCGAUAAUUAUUUUUCAUUUUUUUCCCCAUUUUUUAUUAAUUGUUGCACGUACAAACAAACCCUUAAUCAUUGUUUUGGAAUUAUUUUUGCGAAUUCAUUAACAGUUAGCAAAGCACCAAGAGCAAAAUAAUUACCAUUUGAGUGGCUUUAAAGAAAAGGCAUAGCUGGUCUCAAGACAAUUAUAUUUUCAGCAGCAGAAAUGAACUAGUUGGAGCAAUCAGUGUUAUUGAUCAGUAGAUUUUGUGGUUUUUGUGAAAGUCUGUCCAAGUGUACAUGCUUAGUUAUUAUUAAUAUGUAAAGGGGGACAUCAAUGUGGUCAAAUGUGCACAGUCUGGAUGGAUGCAUGUGAAUCAGAGCAAGCAUUACAGAAACGAUUAACAGAAGAGACUAAAAGACCACCAUUGGUUUCUGCUGACAACAAAAAUGAAACCACUCGUCGGUCCCGAACCAGAGAAGUUAGUUCUAGGUAUAGGUCACCUACUCCAUCAGCAGACGCCAGUCCGAGUCAUUCGCCAACUGUUAAGGCAUCAUCAGCCUCAACUUUGCGAGCCCCAAAGAGGGCUAUAUCAGCCGAAAGGAAGCGCCCCUCAAGACCGUCAUCCCCACCUAGCCCAUCUCCAUCAACACCAAUCCACGAGACAACUGCAGAAAUGCUAUUCGCAUCCAGGAAAAUAGAAGGUAAUAAAUUACCAGAGUCUUUAUGGCCAUCUACAAUGUGCAAUCGUGGUGUUUCUUUUCAAUCAGAUACCUUGACUCUUCCUAUUAAUAAGAUGGAAAAAGCAGGGUCUCAUGCUCUUUCAGUUUGCAAUUUGAAGCCAUCAUCAAAUAUAGCCCAUAGACAGGGUGAAACUCCUCCUGAAUCUAGGAAGCCCACACCACAAAGGAAGAGCAGUCCACAUAAAGGAAAAAAUUCUGCUAAUCAGUCCGAGAAUUCUAGACCUGUCCAUAGUUUGCAUACUCGAUUAUUAGAUCAACAUCAGUGGCCAAGCAGGACCAGAGGAAAAGUAUCCUCCUACAUUUUGAACAGAAGUGUCGAUAUUACUGAAAAAAAUAGCAAAAUGUCAUCUUUCUCCCAUUCAGGAAUGGGUUCACAUCCCCUAAGGAGAUUAUCUUUUGAUGGGUCAACUAGACCUUUGCAAAAAUCUUCCAGUGACUUGUUAAGCUCAGUAUCUAGUGAUGAAUGUGAAAGUUCGAGUUCUAAUUGUUGUUCAACUGAUGUCAGUUCACUGCUCAUUCAAAAGCCUAGCUCUUCAAGUUCUUUUGAUAGAACACCUUUUGUGAAUCCUGCUGUUAGAUCUCAGUCCCUGUGUCGUGGCUCACGUCCUGCUUCACCCUCUGUAACUAAAGGGAUCAUUCCAUCUCGAGCAAAGACUGUCAGUUCCUCUUCAUCUAGAGGUCCAAGUCCUGCUCGGGUAAGACCAUCGAGCCCAUCCAGACAACCUCAGAGUUCAACUUCUGUUCUCAGUUUUAUUGCGGAUAUUAAGAAAGGAAAGAAGGCUGCAAAUCACAUAGAAGAUGUUCAUCAAUUGAGGCUGCUAUAUAAUCGACAGCUGCAAUGGCGGUAUGCAAAUGCCCAUGCAGAUGCUACAUUGCAUGUUCAGAAAGUAAAAGCAGAGAAAACAUUGCACAGGGUGUGGAGAACAAUUGUAGAUCUGUGGGAUUUGGUGAUCAAGCGAAGGAUUGACAUCCAGCAGCUGAGACUCAAAUUGAGGCUCCGCGCUGUUUUAAACAAUCAGGUUGCAUGCCUUGAUGAUUGGGCUGCGAUUGAAACACAACAUUCCAACUCAUUAUCGUGUGCUAUCCAAGAUCUGCAAGAUAGCACUCUCCUUGUUCCCAUUACUGGAGGAGCAAGGGGAGAUAUUGAUGUUGUUAAGGCAGCUGUAUGCUCGGCCCUUGAUGUGAUGCAGGCAAUGGGAUCCUCUUUAUGCUCUGUACUUUCACAGGUGGAGGGGAUGAACUGCCUGGUCUCUCAAAUUGCUGAUGUUGCAGCAAAACAAAGAGCCAUGCUUGAUGAAUGUGAAACACUUGCGGCUUCAAUAGCUGCAAUGCAGGUGGAAGAAUACAGCCUUCGGACAUAUCUGUUACAGUUGCAACAAGCUUGGGAAGACGGUGAACUGCUGACGUUUGGGAAUUUUGACAAAAAUCCUGGAGUUAUCCAUACGUGACACACUAACUACUUGAGCUCUUCCUCGCAGACGACCACAACACGGCCUUGGGGCUUUAGUGAGUGUAUAUUGAUGUUUCUUUUGGUCACUUUUUAGGAUAAAGCUCUGUGUAAUGAGCCUUUUUGACAAAGGUUUUACCGAUCCCUCACAUGGAGUCGGUCCCACGUGGGUCUCGAUGCAAUAAAAAUGAAGAAAAAAAUUCUGACCCCAUCCUUUUGUGGGAACCCUGUAAGGGUUCCGUAAUGUAUUGGGCUGUACGCCCAGCCCUGCCCCAUUUUUUAAUAUAGUAUUAGCCAUAGUUAGAAUUUGUACGACCCUUGUCCACACCUGCUUUCGCGACUGCUCAAAUGUGUUGGUAUUUCCUUCAUUUCAUUGAAAUUAACAUUAAAGAACCUUGUAAUUGUAUAUACAACUGUUGCUUGU
Olea europaea var. sylvestris is the source of this 2835-nucleotide messenger RNA. RefSeq names its product AUGMIN subunit 8-like. The transcript is spliced from 7 exons. Gene Ontology annotation, molecular function: microtubule binding. Gene Ontology annotation, biological process: spindle assembly; centrosome cycle. Bases 568 to 2412 code for a protein of 614 amino acids. Gene Ontology annotation, cellular component: cytoplasm; nuclear microtubule; centrosome. NCBI's taxonomy places the organism in Eukaryota, Viridiplantae, Streptophyta, Magnoliopsida, Lamiales, Oleaceae. The record is from RefSeq and is a predicted model, not a curated record.